GUGCGGUCAGUUCCACAGCGACUCAAGACACGAUCGGAUCGCGCUUCGUCCUCACGGCUUCACCCUCUAAAUUCUAUGUUGGUGUCCGCGCCUCUUGGAGUUUUUAGGACGAUUUAUUUAACAAAAAAAUUUCAAAGAAAACAAUUCCCAGAGUGCCAGUGAAUUUUGGGAGCUUUUUCUUGUGAUUUAAGUAAAGUCCAAGACGCUUUUUUUGGGAAUAUUUUUUCGCGGGGUGGUGCAGAUAAAUAAAUUUAAAAAAAAACGAAGGCAAUCCGUGGAAACCUUCAGUGUCAGAAAAUUCAAUGGAUUAUUAAUUUCUUUCUGUGAUCAUCGUGUGGCCAUCACAUUUCUACUCACCUUCCUCAAGUUUUCGGGAGAGAGAAAAAUUUCACGCAAUUCAGUGGGUUUCGUUCGCAGCAAAAACCACCGAGGAAUUGCUGAAGAGACAUUCUAUUAUAUUGAAUAUAAUAAUAUAUUUGUUGUUUUAUAUUUAUUGUGUCAGCAUUUGCAAAUAUUUAGGUGCCUCCCAAAAAUGGUUGUCGUCCAGGAAAUGGGAUACAUAGAUCGGAUUAUUCACUUCUUUGUUGUGAAUCAAGAUCCCCGCACCAAAGAUUGGUUUCUUUCGGGUUCAGUGGGGCCACUAUUCACAAUCUUGAUCACCUACCUGUAUUUUUGCAUCUAUGCGGGGCCACGAUUUAUGAAAGAUCGCAAGCCGCUGCAGCUGAAGAACACACUCAUAAUCUACAAUGCCAUUCAAGUGCUUCUCAGUGUUUGGCUCGUCUGGGAGGGUCUCGAAGGUGGAUGGCGGCAGCACUACAACUUCCGGUGUCAACCCGUUGACUACAGCAGGAACCCAACGGCAAUGAGGAUGGCACGUGCCGUCUGGGCGUACUACAUGUGCAAAUUGAUAGAACUUCUGGACACGGUUUUCUUCGUGCUGCGCAAGAAGCAGAACCAAAUUUCCUUCCUGCAUCUCUACCAUCACACCCUCAUGCCCGUUUGUGCCUUCAUCGGACUGAAAUACUUUGCCGGUGGACACGGAACCCUCUUGGGGCUCAUAAAUUCCUUCAUCCAUGUGAUAAUGUACAUCUACUACAUGCUUGCCGCAAUGGGGCCAGAGGUCCAGAAGCAUCUGUGGUGGAAGAAAUACCUGACAACACUGCAAAUUAUCCAAUUCCUCAUCGUCUUCAUUCACACCAUCCAAGUGCAAUUCCAGCCAAAUUGCAACUUCUCCAAAGGCAUCGCGGCGCUCCUCACCAUCAAUGCGGGUCUCUUCACCUACAUGUUCAGCUCAUUCUACAUCCGGAACUACACAAAGAACCGCUCCAAGGGCGCCCUGGAUGCCAAACUCAAAGCGCAGGAGCUCAAUCACAACGACGUGAGCAAGUGCUCGCUGGAGGUGAACGGGAAGGCGAAGCUCCAGGAAGAUUUCUACCCCACACCCGCCUCACCCAUCUACGAGAAGCUCAAACAGAAUGGCCACAUACCGGAUAUGAAGAAGAAAGCCUAACGACCGUUGCAACGCCUAAGAACUUUUGCUUUCUAAAUUUCUUUUAUAUUGUUAAGCUAGAGAGUUUUUUUUGUUGUAAUUUUAGAAGGGAAAAGAGAUGAUUUUAUUAAAAAAAGAAAAAAAGAAAAAUGUUGCUGUGAAAAGCCUCCCAUGUGUAGGAUUUAGAGCAAUAUGUGUUUUCCAUGUAAUAAUUUUAUAAAUAAUUUUAGUUAUGAAACGAAGGGGUUCAGUCAGUGGCUGAUGGCUUUCCCGAAGAGCUUUAUAAAUAACUUACAAUUUUAGCGGGAAUUUAAGCACUAACGGUUGCUCAAUGUUUGAAGGAAUAAAGAAUGUAAAAAAAUUGUUAAGAAAACAUUGGAAAGAAUUUGAAAAAAGAAAAACUUCUUAUUUUAGAAUGAAAAAUUAUUAAAAGAAAUUAUAUAAUUUUAUAAAAAUUUCCCUGAAAGGUUAUUUAAAAUUUCAAAAGAAAUUAAUCAUUAGAAGAUUCAAAAAAAAUUGUCAAAAGUUUAAAGUUAAUGCCGAAAAUUUUAAUUUUCAAAAAAUAAAAAAAUAUUCUUCAUAGGUAUUUAACUUUUUCAAAAUCUUGAUACAAGAAUUAAAAGUUAUGGCUAAAUCAAAGCAAAUUAUUUUUAAAUAUUCACAAAAAAAUUUUUAAAAAAAGUAUUUUCAAAAACGAAAGAAAAGCUCGAAAUAUUUUAUUAAAAAUUGAGAUAAAAUAUUUGCAGAUGCCGCCGAAAAGCGAAAAAACUCCCUAAUUACCCUUUUAAAAAAAUCCUUUAAAUACCUAAAAAAAAAACAAAAAAAAAUACAUAAAAUUUUUUUAAAAUAAAUCCUAAAAAUUCAUUCAAAUUCCUUGCCCAGUGAGCAACCUUUUAGUUCACAUCACUCGAUCAUUUCGAGGCACUUCUUCGUAUAAAGAAAAUAAAACAUAUUUUUAGG
Lutzomyia longipalpis is the source of this 2449-nucleotide messenger RNA. RefSeq names its product elongation of very long chain fatty acids protein 7. The coding region runs from base 533 to 1510 and encodes 325 amino acids. Gene Ontology annotation, biological process: sphingolipid biosynthetic process; fatty acid elongation, polyunsaturated fatty acid; very long-chain fatty acid biosynthetic process. Gene Ontology annotation, molecular function: fatty acid elongase activity. The transcript has 6 exons. The record is from RefSeq and is a predicted model, not a curated record. Gene Ontology annotation, cellular component: endoplasmic reticulum membrane. Lineage: Eukaryota; Metazoa; Arthropoda; Insecta; Diptera; Psychodidae.